AAAACUCUUUUUAAAGAAGCAGUGAAGACCAUGCCCAAUUUUUCCACUGAGAAGUUUCUUGCCCUCGGAAGCAUUGCUCGAGGUGUAAGCUGCACAGCCCUGCGACAGCUCUUCCGGUACAAGCCAUCAUUUUCCUCAAUGCGGAGUGUCCUUGCAUUCAUGAAAAAGCAGUCUGUUCCUCUCCAUACCUCACUGAAAAAGUGCAUCAUCGAGGAGCUGUACUACUUUGACUUCUUCUCUGAGCUGCUGGGAGAGCUUGGCUCUCAGAUCGCUCUGGCCCUGCCGGUGAGCACUAUUAAGAAGUUCCCAGCCGACAUGAUGGACACUCUCAGGAAGAUGAUUGUGCAAGACCCCCAUCACUUCCUGCUCCUACCCAGUACAAAACAGGAUAUUCUGGUGGACAAGAUGGUGCAGAGACUUGGCAUGUACACAGGAGAGUUCACUGAGGAUGAGUUCCGUUCACUGGGCAUCAUGGCGACCUAUGUAGUGGAUGAGGUGUUUGUGCAGCUGGUGCGGAGCUUCUUUGCCCUGAUGACCCAGGGGCGUAUAGAGAGGCUGUUUCUGAGUCAGCGCCAGUGGGAGUCAGGUGCUGUUGGGGCCCUCUGCAUUCAGGGCCGGGACCAGGUUGAACAGACACAGCUGUUUGAGAGGCAGCAGUUUGUUCUUCAGUACUUCCUGGGUUUUCUCAAAGUGGGCCGGGUCACACCUCCUGCAUUGAUCCCCACAUGUGAAAAGCUGCAUACGACACGGCCUUCAGCCUGGAGCACAGACAGCUUGACAGGCAUGUCGUCUGCCGCCUUCAGCUGUAGUCUGGAGCUCUUUGGCCAGGACCCCUUCUUUUUACCAUACCAACAGAAAUUACUCCUCCAGAAAACUAAAGAGAUCUAUGGAGCGGCCCGCUCCUUCUCCUCCCCUCUGUGA
Coregonus clupeaformis (lake whitefish) is the source of this 921-nucleotide messenger RNA. Its product is annotated as stereocilin-like. NCBI's taxonomy places the organism in Eukaryota, Metazoa, Chordata, Actinopteri, Salmoniformes, Salmonidae. The record is from RefSeq and is a predicted model, not a curated record. The transcript is spliced from 8 exons. The coding region runs from base 31 to 921 and encodes 296 amino acids. Gene Ontology annotation, cellular component: stereocilium tip; cell surface; kinocilium. Gene Ontology annotation, biological process: cell-matrix adhesion.